AUGGCCCCGAGCCUUGCCCUCCCCGUAGCCGCGCCCAGGUCCUCGUCGCCCUGGGUCGCCGCUAUCAAACGAUCCGCACCGCAUGCCGUCCGUCUCACCGCUUCGGCCGCCCUCGUCCGCCGCGACCUCACCGUCAAUGACACGCAAAAGGUGACGCUGGGCGUCAUCGCAGCCUACGUCGUGGCCAUCGCCCUCCUCUGGAACAUCCCCAAAAUCCGUGUUGUGCUUUGGCCCUUCAAGAUGCUCGUCAUCGCCUUUCACGAGUUCGGCCACGCCCUGGCCUGCGUCCUCACCGGGGGCCGCGUCAAGAGCAUCGAGCUGGACCCGCACGAGGGCGGCGUCACCCACAUGCUCGGCGGCAAGAGCGCCAUCACCCUGCCCUCGGGCUACCUGGGCUCGUCGCUGAUCGGCGCCCUGCUCAUGUUCUGCGGCUUCAACAUUGUCGCGAGCAAGGUUGCCAGCAUCGUCGUCGGCGUCACCUUCAUCCUCACGCUCUGGUGGGGCCGUAGGGACUGGCUGACCAUCCUGACUAUUUUGCUCGCCAUGGGCCUGCUGAUCGGUUGCUGGUUCAUCGCCCAUGCCGAAGCGUUGCGAUACGUUGUGCUCUUCAUCGGCGUCAUGUCGUCUCUCUACAGCGUCUGGGAUAUCUGCGACGACCUCAUCCUGCGCAAAGUCAACAGCUCCGACGCCAGCGUCUUCGCCAAGCGGUACGGCGGCUCCUCGCAUUGCUGGGGAAUCUUGUGGUCUAUUGUCGCCGUGAUUUUUAUGGUGGCUGCUAUCGUCGCUGCCAUUGCCGCGUUUCCCCAGACUGCGGAGCAGCAAAGGACCGACUCGUCCAACUUUAUCUCAACCAAAUUUUGA
This is a messenger RNA of Lasiosphaeria miniovina, 861 nucleotides long. Its product is annotated as peptidase M50B-like-domain-containing protein. The coding region runs from base 1 to 861 and encodes 286 amino acids. The record is from RefSeq and is a predicted model, not a curated record. Lineage: Eukaryota; Fungi; Ascomycota; Sordariomycetes; Sordariales; Lasiosphaeriaceae. The transcript has 3 exons.